AUGGAAGGGAGAUGGGACGAGGCUGCACUUUUUGCUGCUUUAGUGACAGGAUCUUUCAUAAAAUUUGCUUUUUCUUACUUCACUUGGAGGAAAAGGCAGAAAAGUUUGCAGUACGUGGGAGAAAUCUCGGAGCUGUAUAUCUACCCAGUGAAGUCCUGUGCAGGGGUAAAGGUGGACCAAGUGGAAUGUUCUAAGCUGGGGGUGACGUGUGGUCACGUCUCCGAUAGGCAUUGGAUGCUAAUCGACAAGAACAACAAGCUCAUUACUCAACGGAAAUGUCCACGCCUUGUUUUAGUGAAGCCCAGUAUCCGUGACAACGCUCUCUGCCUUGACGCGCCGGGUAUGGAGACACUGACGUUAAAACCACGUGGGCCUGGCGAGAUUGGACAGGUGAUACAGACUGAUUUAUUCGGUGAUGCCGUGAAGGCUGUGGAGUGCUGCAGUAAAGCCAGCGCUUGGUUCAGUGCUUAUCUCAAGAAACCAGGGUGCAGACUUGUCUAUGCCCAUCCUACGGUGACUCGGAGGCAGAUCAACAAAAGUCCGCCAUUGCUAACCGUACCCUUGCUGGCCAAACCUGAAGACAGUGACUUGUCAGCGUUCCCGGACUGGGCACCGUACAGUUUGCUGUCCGAGGCGUCCAUUGCUGAUGUUAAUUCCCGGCUGCCCGACAACUGUAAGAAAGCGGGUGUGUUGAACUUCAGGCCCAAUAUGGUGGUGAAAGACUGUGGUUGUUAUGAAGAGGACAACUGGUGUGAGAUAUACAUCGGCCAGCAGACAAAAUUCCGAAAUUUGAAAAAGACGCUGAAAUGCAUCUUGACCACGGUAGACCCAGAUACAGGAGAGAUGGGGGAAAAUAUGGAGCCCUUGAGAACACUGAGGAGGUGA
Lingula anatina is the source of this 885-nucleotide messenger RNA. RefSeq names its product mitochondrial amidoxime reducing component 2-like. Gene Ontology annotation, molecular function: catalytic activity; molybdenum ion binding; pyridoxal phosphate binding. NCBI's taxonomy places the organism in Eukaryota, Metazoa, Brachiopoda, Lingulata, Lingulida, Lingulidae. The record is from RefSeq and is a predicted model, not a curated record.